Molecule: messenger RNA, 714 nt
Organism: Guillardia theta CCMP2712
Lineage: Eukaryota; Cryptophyceae; Pyrenomonadales; Geminigeraceae
Exons: 2
Coding region: 1-714 (237 amino acids)
Source: RefSeq, a predicted model, not a curated record
AUGACUACGACGGACGGUACCCGCAAACAUCGCGCUGCAUAUGCCAUGACUACUCCUCCUCGAGCGUUCAUCCCUCUUGCCAUCUCGACGGACGGUACCCUGCAUCCUGACACCCUCCGCUUCAUCUGGUAUCUCGCGGACAUCAUUGCUCAGCGCUCGAUGCCUCUUGAGGAUGCGGCGUUUGGUCGGCACUUCGUGCCUGAUGACAGCCCUGCUGCUGAGGUCUUGGCUCGCAAACGCGCCGCCACCUAUCAGCGCCUCACCAUGCAGCUUACGCUGGAGGCGCUCUUGUCUGGUGCGAGGCGCAUGACGCCCUUGCGGGCGCAAGCACUUCUCGAGCCAGAGGACAGCUCCUCCUCGGACUUUGUCGAGUCGCCCGAGGAGUCUUCGCCGGAGGUCUCCGACUCCGAUGGGGAAAACCCUUCCAGUGGCCCCGACGAUCGGCGCGGAGCUGGCGAGGCGUCUCCGUCCCUCACUGUGACGUCGGGUGCCUCCGGAGAGCUCGACACCACUGGGGUGCUUGCUGCUGGUCCGAGCUCGCCUGCUUCCUCCCCGGCAUCGGUCGGGUCACGCCGGUCCUUGGGCAUUGCCGCGGCGUCGCCGCCGUCACGGGCGGCUACCGCUGACUUGGCUACCGCUGACUCGGAGGCUAGCGAGGGGGCGGACGUCUCGACUGACAGUGGUCAGUCGGCUGCCUCCGGGUAUCGCGUCUAG